Fusarium redolens is the source of this 813-nucleotide messenger RNA. Its product is annotated as aminotransferase. Gene Ontology annotation, cellular component: mitochondrion. The record is from RefSeq and is a predicted model, not a curated record. Gene Ontology annotation, biological process: L-valine biosynthetic process; L-leucine biosynthetic process. Bases 1 to 813 code for a protein of 270 amino acids. Gene Ontology annotation, molecular function: branched-chain-amino-acid:2-oxoglutarate transaminase activity. The transcript has 2 exons. Lineage: Eukaryota; Fungi; Ascomycota; Sordariomycetes; Hypocreales; Nectriaceae.
AUGACGACCGGACACCUUGGCGCUCAGCUGGACGCGUCCAGGCUCGAGGUUACUAAUGCGCCAAACUCCAAACCUGUUCCAAACCCCGACUCUCCCGAGGUUGCGACUCUGAGAGACGGCACAGAUCGUAUGAUUGUUGUUUCCUGGACCUCUCAACAUGGCUGGGAAGCCCCUAGAGUGGUUCCCUAUAGCCCAAUCUCAUUAAUGCCUACUGCGAGCGCCUUGCAAUACGCUACGCAAUGCUUUAAAGGCAUGAAGGUUUUUCGCGGAUAUGAUGGUCGCCUUCGUCUCUUUCGCCCUCUGUUUAACUGUGAGCGUUUGCGUAACUCUGCAUCACGCAUCGCGCUCCCGAGUUUCGACCCAAAGGAACUGCUCAAACUCAUUCACAAGCUUUGUGCGCUUGAAUCGCCAAAAUGGCUGCCAAAGGAUAACCCUGGAGCUGCUCUCUACAUCCGACCAACUUUGAUUGGAUCGGACUCGAGCUUAGGCUUCAAAGCACCGGAAGAAGUCUAUGAGUUAGUAGUUAGGGCAUGGCCGGGAGGAACUGGGGCAGCAAAGGUUGGCGGAAACUACGCUGCAGCUCUGGCUGAGCACAUUCAAGCGAAGGAGAGGGGGUUUAACCAGGUUCUUUGGUUAUAUGGCCCGGACCGUCAAAUCACUGAGGCUGGGGCAGCCAAUAUUUUCGUCAUCUGGAAAACAGCGUCUGGGUCGCUACAGAUGCUUACCUCUCCUCUGGAUGAGAAUAACCUGAUCCUCGCUGGUAACACACGACGAAGGCGACAUAUGAGGGUGGAAGAGUUUUCAAGUUGGUAG